CAGACGGUGGCUGAGGAGGCAGCGGGGAGGGGAUGGUGCGUCUGGCGGAGGCGGUGGCGGGCGUCGCUCCGGCUCCUCCAUCACCCCCCCACCCCUCCCUCACCGCCGCCAUGGGUGUCAGUAGGCCCCCCCGGCCCGCGCAGAUAUGAGGCAUCUAUUAACAAACUAGAAGUGACAGAACCAUGGCUCAGUUUCCAACACCUUUUGGGGGCAACCUGGAUAUCUGGGCUAUUACUGUGGAGGAGAGAGCUAAACAUGAUCAGCAGUUUCAUAGUCUGAAGCCAGCCUCUGGAUUUAUCACUGGUGAUCAAGCUAGGAACUUUUUUUUUCAAUCUGGGUUACCUCAGCCGGUAUUAGCACAGAUAUGGGCUCUAGCUGACAUGAACAAUGAUGGGAGGAUGGAUCAGUUGGAGUUUUCAAUAGCUAUGAAACUUAUCAAAUUAAAACUGCAAGGUUAUCAGCUCCCAUCUGCACUGCCUCCUGUCAUGAAGCAGCCACCUAUUGCUCUGCCAAGUGCACCAGGAUUUGGUAUUGGGGGCAUUGCCAGCAUGCCAUCUCUUACAACUGUUGCCCCAGUGCCAAUGGCAUCUAUUCCAGUAGUAGGAAUGUCUCCACCAUUAGUAUCUUCUGUUCCUGCAGCAGCAGUACCUCCCCUGGCUAAUGGAGCUCCUGCUGUUAUACAGCCUCUGCCUGCUUUUGCUCAUCCUGCCACGUUACCAAAGAGUUCUUCCUUUAGUAGAUCUGGUCCAGGAUCGCAGCUAAAUGCAAAACUGCAAAAGGCACAGUCAUUUGAUGUAGCUAGUGUGCCUCCUGUGGCAGAGUGGGCUGUACCUCAGUCCUCAAGACUGAAGUACAGACAGCUGUUCAAUAGCCAUGAUAAAACAAUGAGUGGACACUUAACAGGUCCGCAAGCAAGAACUAUUCUUAUGCAGUCAAGUUUACCCCAGGCUCAGCUGGCUACAAUAUGGAAUCUUUCAGAUAUCGAUCAAGAUGGAAAACUUACAGCUGAAGAAUUUAUUCUGGCUAUGCACUUAAUUGAUGUAGCUAUGUCUGGUCAGCCGCUGCCACCUGUACUGCCUCCAGAGUAUAUUCCACCUUCAUUUAGAAGAGUACGCUCUGGUAGUGGCAUACCUUCUGCAAGUUCGGUAUCUGUAGACCAAAGGUUACCAGAAGAACCAGCAUUAGAAGAAGAACAGCAGCAACUGGAAAAGAAAUUACCAGUUACAUUUGAAGAUAAAAAACGUGAGAACUUUGAACGUGGCAAUCUAGAACUUGAAAAACGGAGACAGGCUCUCCUGGAGCAGCAACGCAAAGAACAAGAGCGUCUAGCACAGCUGGAACGGGCAGAGCAGGAAAGGAAAGAACGUGAGCGGCAGGAGCAAGAACGUAAAAGACAGCUGGAGCUAGAGAAACAGUUGGAAAAACAACGGGAAUUGGAGCGGCAGAGAGAAGAGGAAAGGAGGAAAGAAAUAGAAAGAAGAGAGGCUGCAAAACGGGAACUUGAGAGGCAACGGCAACUUGAGUGGGAGCGUAAUCGUCGGCAAGAACUACUAAAUCAAAGAAACAAAGAACAAGAGGACAUAGUUGUUCUGAAGGCCAAGAAGAAGACGCUAGAAUUUGAGCUGGAGGCUCUAAACGAUAAAAAAAAUCAGUUAGAGGGGAAGCUUCAGGAUAUCAGAUGCCGUCUAUCUACCCAAAGACAAGAAAUUGAAAGUACGAAUAAAUCUAGAGAACUGAGAAUUGCAGAAAUCACCCAUUUGCAACAGCAGCUACAGGAAUCUCAGCAGAUGCUUGGAAGGUUGAUUCCAGAAAAACAAUUGCUUAACGACCAGCUAAAGCAGGUUCAACAGAACAGUUUGCACAGAGACUCUCUUCUUACUAUCAAAAGAGCCUUAGAAGCCAAGGAACUAGCACGUCAACAGCUUCGAGACCAACUAGAUGAAGUAGAAAAAGAAACCAGAUCUAAACUUCAGGAAAUUGAUAUUUUCAAUAAUCAACUGAAGGAUCUGCGAGAAAUACAUAACAAACAGCAACUACAGAAGCAAAAGAGCAUGGAAGCUGAGAGGCUGAAACAGAAAGAACAAGAAAGGAAGACAGUAGAACUGGAAAAGCAAAAAGAAGCUCAAAGGCGAAUCCAGGAGCGGGAUAAACAGCGGCUUGAUCAAGUACAACCAGAAGAAGAACUUCAGCGGCAAAAAAAAAUUCAAGAAGAUGAGAAGCAAAAAAGAGAAGAAAUAGCCAGGAAGAAGGAAAGUGAGGAUAAGGGGAAACAGGAAAUGCAAGAGAAACUAAGUAAGCUUUUCCAGCCGCAUCAAGAGCCAGUCAAGCCAGCUGUCCAGGCUCCUUGGUCAAAUGCAGAAAAAGCUCCUCUAACCAUUUCUGCUCAGGAGGAUGUAAAAAUAGUGUAUUAUAGAGCGCUAUAUCCCUUUGAAUCAAGAAGCCACGAUGAAAUCAGUAUUCAGCCAGGUGACAUAGUCAUGGUUAAAAGGGAAUGGGUGGAUGAAAGCCAGACUGGAGAACCAGGGUGGCUUGGUGGAGAAUUGAAGGGCAAAACUGGAUGGUUCCCUGCAAACUAUGCAGAGAAAAUACCUGAAAAUGAAGUUCCAGCUUCUGUAAAGCCAGCAGUUGAGGCGACUGCUGCGCCUAAAGUUUCUGUGCAUGAAACCACUACAUCACUAGGAACUCCUGCUUCUACAGAGUGUGCUACAAUUGCCAAUAACUGGGCAGACUUCAGUUCAACCUGGCCAACAAACAGCAGUGAGAAACCAGAGACAGAUAACUGGGAUGCUUGGGCAGCUCAGCCGUCUCUGACUGUUCCCAGUGCAGGGCAGCUGCGGCAGCGAUCAGCCUUCACUCCCGCCACCGUUACAGGAUCAUCUCCCUCUCCUGUCUUGGGGCAGGGUGAAAAAGUGGAGGGGCUUCAAGCUCAGGCUUUGUAUCCUUGGAGAGCAAAAAAAGACAAUCACCUUAAUUUCAACAAAAAUGAUAUCAUCACAGUUUUGGAGCAGCAGGAUAUGUGGUGGUUUGGAGAGGUUCAAGGACAAAAGGGGUGGUUUCCUAAAUCAUAUGUGAAGCUUAUUUCAGGCCCAAUUAGGAAGUCAACAAGCAUGGAUUCUGGUUCCUCAGAAAGUCCUGCUAGUCUGAAAAGAGUAGCAUCACCAGCAACAAAAGCAACUAUGUCAGGUGAAGAGUAUAUUGCUAUGUAUACUUAUGAGAGUUCUGAACAAGGAGACCUAACUUUUCAACAAGGCGAUAUGAUUCUUGUGACAAAGAAAGAUGGCGACUGGUGGACAGGAACACUGGGUGAUAAAUCAGGAGUUUUCCCAUCUAAUUAUGUGAGACUCAAAGAUUCUGAGGCUUCUGGAGCAGCUGGAAAAACGGGAAGCUUAGGGAAGAAACCUGAAAUUGCUCAAGUUAUUGCCUCUUACACAGCAACGGGUCCAGAACAGCUUACUCUUGCUCCUGGUCAGCUGAUUCUUAUCAGAAAGAAGAAUCCAGGUGGCUGGUGGGAAGGAGAGCUCCAAGCACGAGGGAAAAAACGGCAGAUAGGAUGGUUCCCUGCUAAUUAUGUAAAACUUUUGAGCCCUGGUACCAGUAAAACUACACCAACCGAACUACCUAAAUCAACAGCAUUACCUUCAGUGUGCCAAGUAAUUGGCAUGUAUGACUACACUGCACAGAAUGAUGAUGAGCUAGCGUUCAAUAAAGGCCAGAUUAUAAACGUCCUUAACAAGGAAGACCCAGACUGGUGGAAAGGGGAGGUGAAUGGACAAGUGGGUCUCUUUCCAUCCAACUAUGUGAAGCUGACAACAGACAUGGACCCAAGCCAGCAAUGGUGUGCAGACUUGCAUCUUCUGGAUAUGUUAACGCCUACUGAAAGAAAAAGGCAGGGCUACAUCCAUGAGCUCAUUGUCACAGAAGAGAACUAUGUAAAUGAUCUGCAGUUGGUUACAGAGAUCUUCCAGAAGCCACUGAUGGAAUCUGAGCUGCUAACAGAAAAAGAAGUUGCUAUGAUUUUUGUUAAUUGGAAGGAGCUGAUUAUGUGCAAUAUAAAACUACUGAAGGCUUUGCGUGUGCGUAAGAAGAUGUCUGGAGAGAAGAUGCCAGUGAAAAUGAUUGGUGACAUACUGACAGCUCAGCUGCCACACAUGCAACCUUACAUUCGAUUCUGUAGCUGCCAGCUCAAUGGGGCAGCGCUCAUCCAGCAGAAAACAGAUGAAGUCCCCGAGUUCAAGGAGUUUGUUAAAAGGUUAGCAAUGGAUCCUCGCUGUAAAGGAAUGCCACUAUCAAGUUUUCUACUAAAGCCUAUGCAACGGGUAACAAGAUACCCACUAAUAAUUAAGAAUAUAAUAGAAAACACUCCUGAAAACCACCCUGACCACAGUCACUUGAAGCAUGCUCUUGAGAAAGCAGAGGAAUUAUGUUCUCAAGUAAAUGAAGGAGUGCGGGAGAAGGAAAAUUCAGAUAGGCUGGAGUGGAUCCAGGCUCACGUUCAGUGCGAAGGCCUGUCAGAGCAACUCGUAUUUAAUUCUGUUACAAACUGCUUGGGACCACGCAAGUUUCUGCACAGUGGGAAACUCUAUAAAGCCAAGAGUAACAAGGAACUGUAUGGCUUUCUGUUCAACGAUUUCCUUCUCCUGACUCAGAUCAUAAAACCUCUGGGCUCUUCUGGCACAGACAAGGUCUUCAGCCCCAAGUCUAAUCUGCAAUACAAAAUGUACAAAACUCCCAUUUUUCUGAAUGAGGUACUAGUAAAAUUACCCACAGACCCUUCUGGAGACGAGCCCAUCUUCCAUAUCUCCCACAUUGAUAGAGUCUAUACACUCCGGGCAGAAAGCAUUAAUGAAAGGACUGCCUGGGUUCAAAAGAUCAAAGCUGCUUCAGAACUUUAUAUAGAGACCGAAAAGAAGAAGAGGGAGAAAGCCUACUUAGUUCGCUCACAAAGAGCAACAGGCAUUGGGAGAUUGAUGGUGAAUAUUGUUGAAGGCAUUGAACUAAAACCUUGCAGGUCCCAUGGAAAGAGUAACCCAUACUGUGAGGUGACGAUGGGCUCUCAGUGCCACAUCACCAAGACGAUACAGGACACCCUCAAUCCAAAGUGGAACUCCAACUGCCAGUUCUUUAUCAAAGACCUUGAGCAGGACGUGCUCUGCAUUACGGUGUUUGAGAGGGACCAGUUCUCCCCAGACGACUUUUUGGGCAGGACAGAGAUCCGUGUGGCGGACAUUAAGAAGGAUCAGGGUUCAAAGGGACCAGUUACAAAGUGUCUCCUUCUGCAUGAAGUCCCAACAGGAGAGAUAGUCGUCCGACUAGACCUGCAAUUAUUUGAUGAGCCUUAGAAGACAAGGGUCCAAUGUUUUAUUUCACUCUGAGUUCACUGCAAUGGGCGUCUGCAGAAGCAAAAUCCUUAUUGGUGUGGUAUGAAACUACUGCUUGCCCUUCACACAUGAGAGGGUUAUCAAAGCAAACAGGAGCAUCUUUGUGCCUUGAUAAUUCUCACUAGAAAAAUUAUUCCCAAUUUAGUGAGGAGAUCUCCCUCAGUUUCUCUGUGUGGAAUUUGAGGUUAGUUUCCUGGGUUUGCGAAAUAACCUGGUUGUUUGUUGUGCUCCAGUCUGAAAGGCUGGCAAACCACAGAGGUUGCUGUGCUUGCUCCAGUUACCCUACUCUUUGAUUUUCAUGAAGAAGGCGAUGUUGGUAUGGUUUGGAGGCUUUCUGCAGGGUUUUCCCCCUUAAGGAAUUCUGUGCCUAUUGCUCAGCAAAGUGUUGUGUAAAUGUAAUGUGAAUGGAAGGAGCAGUUGUGCAGUGAGAAGAUCUUCGAAGAUCUUCAUGGUGGUACUGAAAAGACUUAGAAAAUAAAUAGUAUAUAUCUAUAAACAGAGAAAAUUCUAUUAACAUACCACUUCAUGACUCACGUUGCCCCUGAAAAUUAAUGAUGUACAGGCCUUCUGCACAGAAAUGAAUUGCACUCCAGAAGAGUUCACCCACUUGAUACCUUUGGAAGUUUUCUGUAGGACUGUAGAUGUUCAAACAGGAACACGGAGCCCUGCUGAAUGUUGUGCUGUACCACUGCGAUCCUAUUUUACUACUGCUGCUUGGCUGUGUGACCACAGAUGGAUAAUCCGUCAUCUGCAGUGGGAAGAAAAGGAAGUCAAGGCUCUAGCUUAGGAAGGUAGUUUCUACCCUGCAGAGUCUAGUUUGCAAAGUGAUGAUGAGUUAUUAAAUUGUACUGUGCCUAACUCUGUUGGACGUCGCGUUACUGAGUUCAUGAAGGUGUUUGUGGCAAGCCAGGGUGAUCACAGGUUUGGUGGCAGACAUACUGGAUGCAACCAGAAACGGAGUGCUUGUGAUGGCACCAAAUGGGUAACCCCAAAGUAAAAGCCUCGUCAUCUAGGGGAAUACCAGGGCUUGUGUAUCCGUUGAAUUUGAUGAAUACACAGGUGUAGGCCCACAUCCAGCAAAUUUUCCCUGUUUGGCAAAGCCCCCAGCUUUAAGCAUGCACUUACGUCUUGUUUCCCAUAAGCACACACGUAAGUGCUUUGCUGAGUCUGGGCCCGAGAGACAAUAGACCCCUAAAAGUAAAAUUCCUCUUUGUUUGAAUGGAUUCAUUUUGUUCAUGACCUGUCAUACAUACACUGGUAUUUUUGUAAGGACUUUAUUUCUGAAUGGAAGUUGUUGGCCUGUUUCAUUAGCAUGUGAACGUUCUUGUGGAGCCUGUUGUUAGGUUUUGGUGUUCCUUGCAUGUCCUUUCAGUACUGGUUUCCACUUUUCUUGUAUAGGCGGUGUUCUCUAGCACUACAAGUCUUAAAGAUUUCCUUUAGGAAAUUAGGAUAUAUUCAUAACGGAUAGGUAGCUACAGUAUGGUAAUAAGUGUAAACUGUGCUGGGAAGUGUCUGUGUAUUAUAAUUUCGUACAAGACCACUGUAAUGUUUCAAGCAAUGGGAAAAAAAAAAAAUGUAUGUUGGAGAGACAACAAAGUUUACAUUUCAUACUUUUCAGAAUCGCUUUAUUAUUUAUUUAUUGAAGAUAGUGUAGAAUUUUGUAUCAGAAAUGACAGACAUACUUAUGUAUUUUUUGAAACAAAACAGAGAUACACACUUUAGUUAGAAACUUUCAACUGACCACAUUUUAGAGGGAGUGUGACUUCCUAGGCAUGCAUUUGUUUACCACUAACUGGCUGAAAACACGGUUAAGAGAACUUUAAGUUUCUAUUUUUCAAUGUUGUUUAGAAAAUUGUUUUGAUUAAAAUAUGUAAAUAGUACUAAACCCAUGCUUUCCUAAUUCCAUAUCAAUACAUUUUAUUAAAUAUAUUGUAUAUGAAAAUAUACAUUGUUGUGGUAGGGUAAAAAAGAGUGAUAAAAUCUAUUAAUGGAGUAACAUUAAAUGUCAUUGUCUAACCUUUUACUGCUGUCCUAAUUUUACUCAGUAGCUGUAUAUGCAGUGAACAUUCAUUUCGGUGUUUAAAAAGUAGCAUCGCUUUUUUUAUGGUAUCAUUUCACCAGCAUGAAUUACAGUAACAACAAAAUAGACAAACAGGACCAAAAAAGACCAUGUGAGUAAUGCAGAAAUCCUGGCCAGGUUUUUGAAGGGAGCCUUGAGGAGCUGCACCUUCCUCUGAGACUCAGCUGGCACUGAGGGACCUUUAACUGCAUGGGCUCCUCUCAGCUUGUGACCCUCGUCAUGAGCACGUGCGAUUGUGCGUUUUGGGGAAUUGUAACAGAACCAAGCACCUUCCUGACCACCGUCGCUCGUGAUUUCCCACUUAUCCUCAAUGCACAGUAAUGUUUAACUUGUGUUCAUGUCAAUAGGAGUUACACAAACAUCAUGAUGAUGAAAGUUGGGGUUCGGCUCAUAUACCUGAUGUGAAUCCCUCAUAAUUGGCCUAAUCCUAGAGGAAGCUUGUCCUAAUCCCUGUGCAUUGGGAGCAGAAUGUAUAUACACCCUUAGAGCCAGCUGGCUGUACAUUGGGAUGUCACUGUUUUCUCGCUUGCCCAUAGUCAAUGCUCUGUAGCAUAUCAGCACCAUUGGCUUACCAGAUGGAACUGCUUUUCGCCAGGGUUAGCCAAAGGUUGGUAGAAACCCAUUAACUCUGGAUUGUUUUCCCUGUUCAGGAAUGCCACAGUCUUGCACAUUGC
Messenger RNA from Cuculus canorus (common cuckoo), 8132 nucleotides. RefSeq names its product intersectin 1 (gene ITSN1). Gene Ontology annotation, biological process: clathrin-dependent synaptic vesicle endocytosis; positive regulation of Rho protein signal transduction; endosomal transport. The transcript is spliced from 40 exons. NCBI's taxonomy places the organism in Eukaryota, Metazoa, Chordata, Aves, Cuculiformes, Cuculidae. Gene Ontology annotation, molecular function: guanyl-nucleotide exchange factor activity; protein binding; molecular adaptor activity. The record is from RefSeq and is a predicted model, not a curated record. The coding region runs from base 183 to 5339 and encodes 1718 amino acids. Gene Ontology annotation, cellular component: presynaptic membrane; cytoplasm; clathrin-coated pit.